AUCUGUCAUAACAACAUGCAGGCGUGACCUCUGACCUCUCCAAGGUUCCUCCCUGUCUAGUUAAAGUCAGGGUUCUUCGUCGCCGCCUCAUUCUCCUCUUCCUCGCUGCAGCCAUGUUGUCCGCUCUGCUGUCCUCCGCUCCCCCAGCUCUGCUCCUCUCCCUCCUCAUCAUCGUGGUUCUGCUGGUUCUGUUCUCCUGUCGGGUCGGUCAGGAAGCCAAACGUCAGAACUCAUCCGGCCCGGUUCGGGGGCCCGGCCCGGUUCGGGGGCCCGGCCCGGUUCCGGGUCCCGUCCCCUGCCUGCCUCGCCUCCCGGUCCUGGGCAGCCUCCCCUGGCUGGGCGGAGGCCUUCCUCCUCACCUGCUCUUCACCCAGCUGACCUACAGGUAUGGGCCUCUGUUUGCGCUCUACCUCGGCCCUCACUACACGCUGGUGGUGAACAGCCAUCAACACGCCAGAGAGCUGCUGCAGAGGGGCAAGGACUUCGCUGGACGUCCUGACAUGGUCACCACCAACCUGCUGACCCGCGGAGGAAAAGACAUCGCCUUCUCAGACUACUCUCCUCUGUGGAGGUUUCACCGCCGCCUCGUCCACAACUCCUUCACCCUGUUUGAGGGAACCAGCCGGCUGCAGGACAUCGUUCUGUCUGCGGUGGAUGACCUCUGCGUGGAGCUGCUGUCCCAGGGGCCGCGGGGCUUCGACCCGUCUGCCGCCAUCACCAGGGCCGUCACCAACGUGGUCUGCACCCUGGUGUUCAGCAGCUCCUACGGCCCCGGAGACCGCGAGCUGCACGAGGUGAUCGGCUACAACAACGGCAUCGUGGAGACGAUCGCCAGCGGCGGGCUGGUGGACAUCUACCCCUGGAUGAAGGUGUUUCCUAACAGAUCUCUCAGUAAACUGAAGGAGUGCAUCACCGUCAGGGAUCGACUGCUGACCCGGAAACUGGAGGAGCACAAGGCGGCGCUGGGUGACGGUGACCCCCGUGACCUCCUGGAGGCCUUGCUGAAGGGUCAGACGGGCAGUGGGCGGGGUCAGAGGUCACAUGGGUCAGCAGAAGAGGGAAUAACAGACGACCACGUCCUGAUGACGGCAGCGGAGGCGUUUGGAGCCGGAGUGGAGACGACGUCCACGACUCUGCUGUGGAUCCUGGCCUACCUGCUGCACCACCCAGAGGUCCAGGAGCGCGUGCAGAGGGAGCUGGAUGAGAACGUGGGCGGUGAUCGCGCGGUGACCGUGUCGGACCGCGGCCUGCUGCCCUACCUGGACUGCGUCAUCAACGAGGGCAUGAGGAUCCGACCGGUCAGCCCGGUUCUGAUCCCACACACCGCCAUGACAGACAGCAGCAUUGGCGGUCACGCCGUGCGCCGCGGGACUCGGGUUUUGGUCAACAUGUGGUCGAUUCACCACGACCCCCGGUUCUGGGACAAACCGGACCUGUUCAACCCAGGUCGUUUCCUUGACGACAAAGGUCAGCGCACCACACCCACCUGCUUCCUGCCGUUUGGGGCGGGACCUCGGGUCUGCGUCGGCGAAUCGCUGGCCAGGCUGGAGCUUUUCCUCUUCCUGUCCUCUCUGCUCCAGCGAAUGAGCUUCAGGCUGCCAGACGGGGUUUCCCCGCCCAACUUGCAGGGGCGUCUGGGUGUGGUCUUACAGCCGCUGCCUUAUAAGGUGGCAGUCAGUCCACGCCCAGGCUGGGAGGGCGGGGCUAAAUGACAAGGGGGAGCCUACAGCCACAACAAUAAAACUACUUCCUAUUUACCCUUUACUGAAUAUAUGAAAAAUAAAUAUAUCUCUUUGAUAUAUAUAUUGAUGAUCUAAAAUGUCAUGUUUUAUUUGCUAUAUUACAACAG
This is a messenger RNA of Poeciliopsis prolifica (blackstripe livebearer), 1849 nucleotides long. Its product is annotated as steroid 17-alpha-hydroxylase/17,20 lyase-like. NCBI's taxonomy places the organism in Eukaryota, Metazoa, Chordata, Actinopteri, Cyprinodontiformes, Poeciliidae. Gene Ontology annotation, molecular function: iron ion binding; steroid 17-alpha-monooxygenase activity; heme binding. Gene Ontology annotation, biological process: hormone biosynthetic process; progesterone metabolic process. The record is from RefSeq and is a predicted model, not a curated record.